Messenger RNA from Aspergillus japonicus CBS 114.51, 408 nucleotides. RefSeq lists its product as uncharacterized. The transcript has 2 exons. NCBI's taxonomy places the organism in Eukaryota, Fungi, Ascomycota, Eurotiomycetes, Eurotiales, Aspergillaceae. The record is from RefSeq and is a predicted model, not a curated record. The coding region runs from base 1 to 408 and encodes 135 amino acids.
AUGUAUCAACCAACCUACCCCGAUUCCUUCGACGAUACCACCAUCAAACAGUGGAUCCAGGACUACUACACCGCCGUCGACGUCGACGGGGCUGUCGAGACCAUCGCCGACUUUUUCACCCCGGAUGCGGUGGUGCAGAUGGGGGAGCAUGGUGUAUCGGACCGACCAGGCUUGAUUCAACUGUUUGCAUCUACCUGGGAUUACGUUGCGAGUCGCAGCCACCACGUCGUCUCGAUCGAUCCGCUGGGCAACGACACCUUUCUGGCGCGAGGCGCUGUCACUUACAAUCUCAAGGACGGGCGCAGUGUGACGCCGGAGUGGUGCGGGAUCAUGAAGCUGGUCCAACAGGAGGGAGAGUGGAAGAUGUCGUAUUACAAGGUGUAUUUCGCGGCGUUUCCGGCCUUCUAA